AUGACAAUCCUCUGCCUCCAUGGAUCCUACGGCAGCGCCGCAAAAUUCAAAGUUCAACUCGGGACCCUAGUCGACGCCGUGGAAAAGGCUUUGCCGGGGGGCUUCAAAUGGAUCGACGGCGGUCACACCACCAUGCCACCAGACAAUUUUGCCAGCUACUUUGGCCCGCCACCGUACUUCAGAUUCUUUGAAUUUGAUGGUGUCGGCGCCAUGGAUAACUUGGUUAUGAUGCUCAGAGGAUUCCCCUCCGGAGUCUCAGCUGAAGACACGAUUCGGAAAUUGAUCAAGGAGGAGGAAAUGCCCAGGCUGCAAGCGGUACAGUCCACUGUUGACAGGAUCUUCAAAAUCAUAGACGAGGAUCCAUCGAUAGACGGCUUGUUCGGGUACUCCGAAGGCGCAACGCUAGCGGCUACGCUUGUUCUGGAAGAGCGUCGUCGAGCCGAGGAAGAAGGCCGGCCGCGGCGCAUCAAGUAUGCCGUCUUCCUAGCAGGCUGGCCCCCGGCCCGCCUUAAUCCCUCCACAAAUUCCGUAGAGUGCGUCCUCGCAGAUGAGUGCCUAGACGUGAUCGAUGUGCCGACAUGCCAUAUUAUUGGUUCCAAUGAUCCAUACAUUCACGGGGCUAUGGCAUUGUACAGUGUGUGCGAUGCUGACACGUCAGUUUUGUUUGACCAUGGCAAGGGACAUACAGUGCCUCGUGAUGCGCAGACCAUCGAGGAGCUGGCCGAAGUUAUCGUGAGCGUUCGACGUGAGGGCGAGAAGCUUUCAUCUUAG
Molecule: messenger RNA, 771 nt
Organism: Penicillium riverlandense
Lineage: Eukaryota; Fungi; Ascomycota; Eurotiomycetes; Eurotiales; Aspergillaceae
Product: serine hydrolase FSH
Exons: 4
Coding region: 1-771 (256 amino acids)
Cellular component (GO): cytoplasm; nucleus
Source: RefSeq, a predicted model, not a curated record